AUGCACUUCGACGACGGCAUGGACGAGAUCAUCACGCUGCCCGACGACACCGUGCGCCUGACCGGCGAGGCUGUUGUUGCGCGGUGCAAGUGUGCCCGGGCCCGGUACAUCACCAAGGCGAGGCUCGACUUCAACCCAUUCUCGUCGGGAUCGACGCUCGGCUUCCUCGCAGAGCUCAAGGCGAAGAGCGUCAGGGAGGCGGUGCCGAAGAUGGAGGUGACCAUCAACCGCGUGACGGACGCCGCUGCUCCUCCGCGCCUGAUGCUGACUUUUGUCGACGGCCGGGAGACGCCAGUCGACCUGGGGAAACUGAGCGUAAAGGACACAUUUGCGCAGAUAGAGCUGGAGACUGGGAGGCUGGACCUAGAAGCCAUGCGUCGCGGGAAGCCCUGGCUAUAG
Messenger RNA from Emiliania huxleyi CCMP1516, 399 nucleotides. RefSeq lists its product as hypothetical. Lineage: Eukaryota; Haptophyta; Isochrysidales; Noelaerhabdaceae. The transcript has 2 exons. Bases 1 to 399 code for a protein of 132 amino acids. The record is from RefSeq and is a predicted model, not a curated record.